Rotaria sp. Silwood1 is the source of this 846-nucleotide messenger RNA. The record is from the annotation of a GenBank genome assembly. Lineage: Eukaryota; Metazoa; Rotifera; Eurotatoria; Philodinida; Philodinidae.
AUGUUGUAACGCUUUCAUGAGCUUGACAAACGUUAUCGAGAUAUUGAAUAUACUAAUAAUGAAUUAAAACAAUUGAAUACUCAACUUGAAAAAGAUUUAUUGAGUGUUGGUGGUGUUACUGAAUUAUUUCGACGUGGACCAGAAGGACAACCAAGUGAUAGUAGUAUAAAUGAGACUGGAAUAAUUAAAGAUGUAUUGAAUCAAUCAUCUGUAUCUUCAACAUUAUAUAAAGAUUCGUUAACAUCAAUUUCGCAAAAAGAUUCAUCAUCAGAUGAAGCAUUAACAGCAAUUGUUAUUAGUCAACGUGAACGUUUUCGUAUUCGAAAUGUUGAAUUAGAAAAUGAAAAUGUUUCAUUAAAACAACAAAUUGGCAUAUUUCAAAAUGAAAUGGAUAAACUUCGAUCAGAUAAUAUUAAAUUAUAUGAAAAAAUUAAAUUUGUUCAAACUUAUCCAACAACACGUGGAACAGAUGACUCUAUUGAUCGUUAUUCACGUAGUUAUGAUGCAUCAUUAGAUCCAUUUACUAAUUUUACUAAACAAGAAAAACAAAAGAAAUAUGAAUCACUUAAAUUACACGAAAAAUUUGCUUUAAAUUUUGGUCGUUUUAUUUUAUCAUCACAUCAAAGUCGCACAUUUUUUGUCAUUUAUUUUAUUCUCGUACAUAUUCUUAUCUUUCUUUCUCUUUAUAAAAUGGUUCAUACUGGUUCAGCAGUACGUGAUAUGUCACAAGUUUGUUUUGACCAAUUUCGAGAGCAUAUGGCAGGUGUUCAUGGCGAAAAAGACUUCCAUCUUGAUCAUGUUCAUGGUGGGGCAGGUGUAGGAUUAACACGGGCACCUCAUCGAUAG